AUGGGGAAGAGGUAUUUCUGCGACUAUUGUGACCGCUCUUUCCAGGAUAAUCUGCACAACCGCAAGAAACACCUGAAUGGAGUUCAGCACCAGAAGUGUAAGAAAGUGUGGUAUGAUCUGUUCAGAGAUGCUGCUGAAAUCCUUGCAGAAGAAGAGUGUAAGAAAUUAUGCAGACGUUUCCUUCAAACGGGCCAGUGUGACUUUGGUCCUUCCUGCCGAUUUUCACACAUGAGUGUUCAGGAUUUGGAUGCACUAAAGGCUAAAGUGGAAGCAGAGAGGAAGCUGAAGGAGGAGCAGAACAGACAGAUCCCACCUUGCAGGGUUGAUGCUUGGCUUAAAGAGAGAGCGAAGAGAGAGAGCUCACGCAGUGAAAGUGCCUCUGCAUCAGAAGGUCCCAUCUACCAUCUGCCACCAGGCUGGCCACCACUUUGUGAACUGCCACCAUCACUCCAUCCCCCCACACCUGCAGAUUGGAGUGUGUCAGAGGACUUGGAGUGGGGCUGA
Staurois parvus is the source of this 504-nucleotide messenger RNA. The record is from the annotation of a GenBank genome assembly. Lineage: Eukaryota; Metazoa; Chordata; Amphibia; Anura; Ranidae.